Messenger RNA from Gloeophyllum trabeum ATCC 11539, 1446 nucleotides. RefSeq names its product MFS general substrate transporter. NCBI's taxonomy places the organism in Eukaryota, Fungi, Basidiomycota, Agaricomycetes, Gloeophyllales, Gloeophyllaceae. The coding region runs from base 1 to 1446 and encodes 481 amino acids. Gene Ontology annotation, biological process: transmembrane transport. The transcript has 9 exons. Gene Ontology annotation, molecular function: transmembrane transporter activity. The record is from RefSeq and is a predicted model, not a curated record.
AUGACGACCCUUGCAUUCGACGAGGAUGUGGACGAGGCAACGUCCCUGCUCGCCCGCAGUCGGAGUCGAAGCCGCUCGAGGACGGCCAAGAUUACCCCCCUCCCCAAGCUGCAGCUGGCGACUGUCUUCGCGAUCAAGGUCCUCAUCCCCAUCUGCGGCACUCAGGUCAUGCCUUAUAUCAACGAGAUGAUGGAAAAGUCUGGGUUGUCAAAGGGUGCUGGGGCGGGGUACUACAGUGGGCUCCUCACUAGCAGCUUUGGGAUCGCGCAGCUGCUGAGCAUGUACCCGUGGGCUCGGCUCUCUGAUCACAUCGGCCGUCUACCCGUCAUACUUAUCGGCACACUAGGCGUCGCACUCUCUUCCACCUUCUUCGGCUUGUCAAAGACCUUCCCCAUGAUGCUCGUCACUCGAUUCUUCUCUGGAAUAUUCUGUGGAACAACAGGCGCAAUCCAUUCCGUCGUCGGGGAACUCUCCGACGAGACGAACCAGUCGACCGCGUUCCCCCUCUACGACAUCUGUUCAGCGAUCGGGUUCGCCAUAGGUCCGCUGCUCGGGGGCACCUUCGCGAACCCCGCCGAGCAGUUCCCCGCAUGGUUCAACACGCCCUUCUUCGACGCAUACCCGUACAUCCUGCCAUGCUUCAUCACUUCAUUAACAGCCAUCGGCGCGUCGCUGCUCGCGAUCUUCGUCCUCGAAGAGACGCUCCCCGCGAAACGCCGGGUCCAGGCACACGAACGCGAGGCGGGGAGGGAGCGGGAGAGCCUGCUUCCCCCCAUCGAUAUAGAGCAGAUCACCCCGCCCACCGCCCGCGUCCUCCUCGCGCGCCCGCUCAUCCGCGCGAUCUGCCUCGCGUCGGGCCUGCUCGGCUUCAUCGCGGGCUCGUUCAACCACGUCUUCACGCUCAUGGCGUACACGCCCGUGCGCGAGGGCGGGCUCGCGCUCUCCGUCGCGCAGAUCGGGCGCGCGAUGUUCUUCAUGGGCGCGUCCUCCGUGUGCCUGAAGCUCUGCAUGCCGCUCCUCCUGCGGCGCUUCGACAGUCUGCGCGUGCUCCGCGCGGGCAUGCUCGUCUGGCCGCUCACGUUCGCCGCCAUGCCGCUGCUCAGCCUCGCCGCCGGGACGCCCGGGCAGUGGCUGGGUAUCGGGGUGGUGCUCGUGAUGAGCAGGGUGGGGACGAUGGUGUUCUCGAUCGUGAUGAUCCUGGUUAGAGAACACGCCCCGGGCCCUGCGUCCCUCGGGGCUACGAACGGCCUCACGGAGGUCGCGCAGGGCACCUUCGGGUCACUGGGGCCGACGAUUACCAGCUCGCUGUUUGCGCUGUCCGCGAGUAAACAUCUACUUGGCGGGCACCUCUGGGCGGUGUUCAUGGUCGUCGUCUCGGCGCUCGCGAACGGUGUCGCGGAGUGGAUUAAGAGACAUCGAGAUGUGUCCCGGUCGCACGUGGAUUAG